Paramecium sonneborni is the source of this 2470-nucleotide messenger RNA. The record is from the annotation of a GenBank genome assembly. NCBI's taxonomy places the organism in Eukaryota, Ciliophora, Oligohymenophorea, Peniculida, Parameciidae.
AAAUAUUAAUGGAGUUUGUAACAGCACUAGUUUUCAUAUUUAUAGCUUGUGGUUGUGGAAUAGCAUGGGCAAUAUUUAAUUGGAUUGCAGUUCAUAAAAUAGAGAUUCAUCAUAAACAUGAAGGAUUAACAGAAAAAUUAUAAGGAGCAGAAUAGGAGAAAAUCGAAACACUUUUAGAAAUAGGUGAACAUAUUUCUGAUGUAAAUAUCUAAAUUUAAUUAUGAGGGUGCUUAAGCCUUUUUGAGAGAAGAAUACACAGACUGCAGUGUUUUUAUAGCAAUAAUGGCUGUAGCUUUGAUUGUAAUUCUAUAAUGUAAUAUAAUUAGUUUGUAUCCCCAUGGUCAACUUUGGCAUUCGUUUUGGGAGCAGCAACAUCAAUGCUUUGUGGAUAUUUAGGUAUGGCAAUAGCAACAGCAGCAAAUUUUAGAACAGCAUUUUGUGCCAUAAGAUCUUUAGCAGAUGCCUUUUAGGUACAUAUAGAAUUAAAAUUAUUUAGAUGGCAUAUAGAGGUGGUUGUGUUAUGGGAUUCUUGUUAGUAUCGAUUUCAUUGUCAAUUUUAUCACUCAUCAUCAUCAUUUACAAUUCUGUUUUAGUUAAAGAAGGAGAUCUUGAUAGCUUGAUAUCAAUGUUUGAUUAUGUAGCUGCUUAUGGUUUAGGAGGAUCUACAUUUGCAUUAUUUGGUAGAGUUGGUGGAGGUAUUUAUACCAAAGCUGCUGAUGUUGGUGCUGAUUUGGUUGGUAAAGUAGAAAAGAAUUUACCAGAAGAUAGUCCAAAGGUAUUUUAAUAUAAAAUAUAUAUGAUAGAAUCCAGCCACAAUUGCUGAUAAUGUAGGAGAUAAUGUUGGAGAUAUUGCAGGUAUGGGAGCAGACUUAUUUGGAUCAUUUGCUGAAUCUACUUGUGCUGCAUUAGUUGUUUCAUCAACAUAAUUAAGAGUAAUAAGUGGUGAUGGACCUGUUUCAAUUUCAAUAGGAGAAUUAAUGUAUCCAUUGAUGGUAUCAGCUUUUGGUAUUGGUAUUUGUAUUUUGGUUUCUGGAUAUGCAGUAUUCAUUUAAAAAGUUACUGAUAUUCAUAAAAUUGAAUCAUCUCUUAAAUUAUAACUGUUAUUGUCAACUGUAGCAUUAUCACCAAUAAUUAUUGGAAUUUCAUAUUGGGCAUUACCAGCAGAUUAUAUGAUGAUUUAAGCAGAUGGAACACCAUUAUUAGAAAACCUAAAGCCAUGGCAUGCAUUUGUUUGUUCAUUGAUGGGAUGUAAUUAAUAAUAAUAUAUUUAUUUAGUAUGGUCUGGUUUAUUGAUUGGAUAUUUCACUGAAUACAUGACUUCCCAUUCUUAUACUCCAGUAAGAGAAGUUGCUAAAUCAUGUGGAACUGGAGCAGCUACUAAUAUUAUUUAUGGAUUAGCUUUAGGUUAUUUAUCUACGAUUGUUCCAAUUGUUGCAAUAGCUGUUACAGCUUUAUUAUCAAUGAAAUUAUUAUCAUUCUAUGGUGUUGCCUUAGCUGCUCUAGGAAUGUUAUCUAAUUUAACUAUUGGAUUAGCUAUUGAUGCUUAUGGACCUAUUUCAGAUAAUGCUGGUGGUAUUGCAGAAAUGAGUGAAUUGGGAGAAGAUGUUAGAACAUCUACUGAUGCAUUAGAUGCUGCUGGUAAUACUACAGCUGCCAUUGGAAAAGGAUUUGCUAUAGGAUCUGCAGCAUUAGUCUCCUUAUCACUUUAUGGCGGUUAUUUGACAAGAAUUUAAACAUAUAAAAAUGAUGAUGGUGAUUACCCUUAUGCAGUAGGCGCGAAAAUUGAUGAUCCAAUUAUCUUUGCAAUGUUGUUAAUUGGAGCUAUGUUACCAUAUGCUUUUUCUGCAUUCACUAUGAAAUCAGUAGGAAAGGCUGCUUUAUAAAUGGUUGAAGAAGUAAGAAGAUAAUUACAUGAACAUCCAGGAAUUUAUGCUGGAACUGAAGAACCAGAUUUUAGAGCUUGUAUUGCUAUCUCAACUAAAGCCUCAUUAAAAGAAAUGAUUCCACCAGGAUUAUUGGUAUAUAUCUAUCAAACUAAAAUUAGGUUAUUGUUACUCCUACUGCUGUUGGAUUAUUAUUUGGUCCUUAAGCAGUUGCUGGUCUAUUACCAGGUGCUUUAGUCAGUGGAGUUUAGAUGGCUAUCUCUGCAUCAAAUACAGGAGGAGCAUGGGAUAAUGCUAAAAAAUAUAUUGAAGCUGGAUUUUAUAAAAACGAAGCUGGAGAAGUUAAGAAGAAGGGAUCAGAUGAACAUAAAGCUGCUGUUAUUGGUAAUAUAUUAAACCUAAUAAUUAGGUGAUACUGUUGGUGAUCCCCUUAAAGAUACAUCAGGACCUUCUUUGAAUAUUCUAAUUAAACUCAUGGCUAUUCUAUCAUUAGUUCUUGCUGAAACAUUUUGCAAAACUGGAUGGUUAUAUUCUGAAUGAUUAUCAUCUUAUUUUGUAUUGUACAACAUUUAAUAUAUAAAUAAUUU